AUGAGACCAAAUAUAAAAAGAUUAAAAGCAAUUGUAAAUGCAAACUUAAAAUCGACGGGAAGUGGUUCUUUAGUUGACCAAAUGAUGAAAAUGAUGGAAGAUUAUACAGCUAAUUUAGAAUUGUUGGUUAAAGAAAGGACUCAAUUAUUAGAAGAGGCACAACAACAAGCUGAUCGUCUUCUUAAAAAUAUGUUGCCAUCAACAAUAGCCGAUGAUUUAAAGGCUGGACGGCCAGUCCCUCCACAAUUAUAUACAAAUUCAACAGUUCUUUUCUCUGAUAUUCGAGGAUUUUCUCGAAUGGCUGCCAAUUCAACCCCUUACCAAGUUGUUGCUUUUUUGAAUGAUAUGUUUAGUGGAUUUGAUGCUAUUAUAGCUAAACAUGAUGCUUUUAAAGUUGAAACGAUUGGACAUACUUAUAUGGUUGUUUCUGGUGUCCCUCGUGAAAACGGUAAUUUACAUGUACAGCAUAUUGCAGAUAUUGCCCUUAAAAUGCGUACAUUUGUUUCAAACUUUAAAGUUGGGCAUCGUCCAGAAGAGAUUAUUAUGGUUCGUAUUGGUUUCCAUAGCGGUUCUGUAGCUGCUGGAGUUGUUGGAUUAGCUGCUCCCCGUUAUUGUCUUUUUGGGGAUACAGUAAAUAUGGCCUCCAGAAUGGAAUCGACAGGUUUAGCCAACAAAAUUCAAAUAAGCGAGUCUUCUUUUAAUUUAUUAAAAUGCUUUUUUCAACAAUUUAUUGCUGUUGAAAGAGGAAAAGUCGAAAUUAAAGGAAAGGGUGAAUGUACAACAUAUUUUUUGGAUGGAAAGGACCAAUAUACAACACAAACAAAUAUUAUGCAACAAAGAAAGAAGUAAAUUUUGAGGGAAAAAAUUAUUUGGAGAUUCGAAAAAUAACCCAAAAUCUCUCAUAUAUUUUUUGUAUUU
Molecule: messenger RNA, 918 nt
Organism: Meloidogyne enterolobii
Lineage: Eukaryota; Metazoa; Nematoda; Chromadorea; Rhabditida; Meloidogynidae
Source: the annotation of a GenBank genome assembly